CCACAUGCUCCAUCCCGUCCUUCCGUCAGCAGGACACACUAGCUCAAAUAUCACCCUGGCUGACCUCAAGCAUCACAAUCUCAUUUGCCACAGAUAUGGACUUCGCUCUUUCCACACCAGCACCCGCACUUCAGACUUGUCUCAGGCGUCACAAAGUUUGAGCUUGACAUCGCGCCGCCUUGCCCGACUAUCGAUGAAACUCGGUAUCGCCCGGCCCAGGCGCUUCAAUAAUCCACCUCAGGACGUAUACCUGCAGAAGCUCGACGGUGGGAAUCUGAUUUGACUGUCUACGACGACAGAGACGACUGCUCAAGAUAAGGUAUAUCCGACUGUAUAAAUAUUAGGGAUUCUCGAGGAUCGCUCUUGCAUACCCAUUACCAUACAGAUAAUUGGCCGACUUAGGCUACUCACCUUCUACUUGCCAGAGCGACAGCAAAAUCCGCUACAUGACCGGUGGCUCCUCUCAUGUCGACUGGAGGUCUAUUCCAAAUGCAAUCGACCAAACUCCUUGGCCGAAGAACCGCGGUCUGUCCAAACUCUUCUUCUUCUCCUCCGUCCUAUAUAUGGGCCAGUUCUUGAACGGCUAUGAUGGGACUAUCACUGGAGGUCUUCAAGCUCUGCCUGAUUGGAACAAAGACCUGGGGUACCCGUCUGCUGGGAGGAUAGGAUUGCUAAAUGCAGCUUCUUACAUCGUCGGUGUUUGUAUGGGACCGCUCAACGCAUGGGUGGUCGACAAAUUCGGGAGAAAAUGGCCUAUUCGAUGGUACGCUCUCGCAAUGAUCGUGGGCACCGUCAUUGGCUGUGUGGCUGGGUCUCAGUCUGGCAACACGGGCUAUGGCUUGUUCGUGGCAUCAAGGGCUAUCAUCGGAUCGGGUGUACCGGUAUUUCUGAUGGCCGCCCAGAUUGUCAACCAAGAGAUGGCACAUCCGCGAUUCCGUCCUCAAAUGGCUGCCUACUGGGAUUGUAACUGGGUUUUGGGAAGCACUGUGGCUUCCUUCAUCACCUUCGGCACAUCCUACAUCAACUCUUCCUGGUCUUGGCGUAUCCCAUACCUCAUCCAGCUCCUCCCCGCCCUCUACAUGCUAGUCGCCGUCCAAUUCAUGCCCGAGACCCCACGAUUCCUCAUCGCCAAUGGCAAGGAAGAAGAGGCUUACAGAUUCUUUGUGGACUACCACGGCAACGGAGAUGAGGAAGAUGAAUUGGUCAAGUUCGAGUGGAGGGAAAUGAAGGAUACGAUUGAGAUGGAGAAAGGCGAGAAGCUGGGAUGGACACAGCUUUUGAAGACACGGGCGAACGUGCAUCGUCUGGGUUUGGUAGCACUGAUCACCACUAUGCCUCAGCUCAACGGUAGCACGAUGAUCAGCUACUACUACUCAAUCAUCCUCACUCAAUGCGGCAUCACCGGCGCCGGUCAAAUCACUGGUAUCGGUGCUGGGCUCAACAUGUACAGUUUCAUUCUCCAAUGCCUCGGCGUCUACUCUCUCCGCUACUUUGGCCGUCGAUCCAUGGUCCUCUCCACUUGGCCGCUGCUUAUUCUCGGUAUGGCGGCCAUGGCUGCGACGAGUGGGGUCUAUCAGCAUUCGGGACAAAGCGACAAAGGAGCCGGGAUAGCAAACGUGGUGAUGGUCUGGCUAUAUUCGACGCCGUGGAAUUAUGUGUCGCCCAUCUUCUACUCGUAUCCGGCCGAGAUCUUGAACUAUGAGAUCAGAGGGAAGGGUAUGGCUGUAUGGAAUACUGUCAACCAAGGAUGGGGCGCCUAUGGGUCUUAUGUCAACUCGAUCGCGUUGGACAGCAUUGGAUACAAGUACUACUGCGUCUACAUUCCCAUUCUCGCCCUACAAUGGGUGCUGACCUACUUUUUCAUGGUUGAAGUCAAGGGCUUGACUUUGGAGGAGAUUGCGAUAGCUUUCGAAGGCGACAGUGCGGCUGUGGCCAGAGUCGACGCGCGGUUGGUGGACGGUGUCUCUGGAGGUAUAGGAGAGGGAGACGAUGACGAGAAGAAGCUGGGUCUAUCAGGGGCAUCUGUCAUUGCUCCGGUUAUCUAGUGCGGCUAUGCUUCUAGUAUAUGUGGUAUUGUGCCUUGUCCUUUUCAUGUAAACGUUCUAUAUGACUCGGUACUAGCCCAUGCUAUCAA
Cryptococcus amylolentus CBS 6039 is the source of this 2134-nucleotide messenger RNA. RefSeq lists its product as hypothetical. Gene Ontology annotation, cellular component: membrane. NCBI's taxonomy places the organism in Eukaryota, Fungi, Basidiomycota, Tremellomycetes, Tremellales, Cryptococcaceae. Gene Ontology annotation, molecular function: carbohydrate:proton symporter activity. Gene Ontology annotation, biological process: carbohydrate transport; transmembrane transport. The transcript has 9 exons. The record is from RefSeq and is a predicted model, not a curated record. The coding region runs from base 447 to 2045 and encodes 532 amino acids.